This is a messenger RNA of Fusarium musae, 2025 nucleotides long. RefSeq lists its product as uncharacterized. The coding region runs from base 1 to 2025 and encodes 674 amino acids. The transcript is spliced from 9 exons. NCBI's taxonomy places the organism in Eukaryota, Fungi, Ascomycota, Sordariomycetes, Hypocreales, Nectriaceae. The record is from RefSeq and is a predicted model, not a curated record.
AUGGCUCUUAACCAACGACAAGUCGAAGUCCUCACUAAGAGAGACGACUUUGGUAUAGUCAGUCGAAUGUCUGGAGAGUCGAAGGCAUCUUUGUCAUCUCAAUACAGAUGCGAAAACAUCAUCAUGCCAGCUCCAGUGGCGUUGAAUGCCCUCGGUGCUUGCGCUGUCGCCACUGGCUCUCAGAAGGCCAACAUUACCUUUGCACCCCCCAAAGAAGGGUUUAAGUACCUGAGUGACUUUGCCGGAUUCAGGCUCCAGCCGAACCUCUCGAAGUGUGUCGACCUGGGUCGAUUUGCCUUUAUGGAGACCGAUAAGCAGAUGGGCAAGAUCAACAUGCUUUCUGAGGCAGUCUCUGGAAGUUAUGAAAAUAUCCUUGAAGCACUUUCCGACCCAGAAGCUCCAGGGCGCCUCCUUAUACAGGAGAUGGAAGCUUGGAAUUAUGCAUCUCGGGACUGUUUGUAUUCCUCCAAAGAGAUGGACGAGAAGUUCAAAGAGUGGAUUAAUCAUGCCUCUGAGCUCCAUCAGGCCUGUGUCACAGCAGAACCAACUUCUGACGAUCAACAAGUCUUGAAGGACAUUGAGUCAGCUGUUUCUGGGGCAUCGAUUGACUACCAGCAGAAUAUUUCUACGAAUCAACUGGAGAGGUCUUUGGAAGCAGUAACUGAGGCAUUCAAAAAGGCUUCUGAUGGAUUUCCCAAAGACUGGGAUAUCGUUAGUCGGCAGAUUGUCGAAAAGCUGGCAGACAGCUUGGCCACUGCUCUGGACCAAGCCAUGCCUGUCCCAAGUGCAAGUAAGCCCAAAGAUGCAAACGAUCCUGCCUACAGCCAGGUCGUUCGGGAUCUGAUCUACUGGGAGCUGCUCAGCACUGCUUUUGUUGGCACCACUGAUGGUAUUGCUUGGGACAAAGCUGGCCAGGCCAUGACCUUCGCAGCUAAGAUGCUUGCGCAUUCGCAGAAGUCUUUUGGCUCUCGUGCCUCCAGUUCGGACCCUAAGCAAGCUGGCAAGUCUCCUGGAUACACUGCACCGAACAAAGACUCCGAUAUGGUCAAAUCCUGGCAGAGAGAUUUCUUGAGUAACUACGCGACGGUGAUUACGAUGAACGCGACCGCCAAGUCUUUCCUAGGAUCAAUUGCGAACGGGAGCACCGUUCCCAGUCAACGCGGCAACCCUGAUACUGAAGCAGCACAGCUUCAAGUCAAGACCGCCCAAGCCCAGGCAGUCUUCGAAUCAGCUAAGACUAGGAUACAUACAGCGUCAGAAGCACUGGCUGCCACACGAGAUACCUACCAAAACUCUACUGGGAUCCUUGUGGAGCAGCAAGAGAGACUCAGUCAAGUCAACGCCAAGCUGGAACGUCUCAAGAACUCGAGCCUGGAAAUGAACGCUAUCAAGGGAAUCCUGGUCCAGGCGAUUGCCACGAUGUUGGAGAUUAAGACCGAGAUUGUGAAUCUCGUGCGAUUCUUCAACGCCAUCUCGGUAUCCAUUAGAUUUGUCACAGAGAAAUAUGUCAACCCAUAUGUCGAUGCCAUCAAGGCCGGCAACGACGGAGACAGGGUUGGGCCAUAUUCCAUGCUGGACUUUCAGCGAAGCUGCAUCCUUAAUGGCGCUACCAUCAUCCGAUCCUACUUCUCAGCCUUUGCCGAUUACGCUUCAAUGUGGGCCCGGGUGUCGCAAAUGAGUAUCUUCCCUAUGCUGCGUAUGGUGGAUGAACUUUCAUCUUUUGCUGGCAUGGGGAUGGACUCGAGGAUGACCAGCAGGCAAGCAGGCGAGACACAGGAAUUUUCCAGGAGGGCAUUUGAUGAAAUCUCCAGGAAAGCGAAAGAGGGACAAUCGAAGACCAUAAGGAACAUGGAGACCAGGGUGUCUGAGACCAACGAGAAGAAGCAGACCCUAGGUUCUGCCUCUCCUGAGAUUUCCGCGGCCAUUUCUUCCGGGGUUGGUAACUCUAAGAGAGCUGCGCAGCAGGGUCUACGAACUGAAGCAGACCAGAGCCUUUUGGCAAAGUCCCUUGCCAGAGGAAACUAA